CACACACUUCGCCUCGCCAAACUUUCCCCUCGGCCUCCGCCCGCACUUCCACCACCGCUGCACCGCACCACACCUCGCAGAUGCCCCAGUAGGCUCCAAAAAUCCAAAGCCAUCUCUCCCCAGGCGGCCUCCCAUCCAUCUCCGGGAGAUGGCGGCCGGCACCGUGACGGCCCGAUCCAACGGCGAGGGCCACGGCCACGGCGGCGCGGGGUCCUGGUACCCGCAGCGCCGCCCGCACUACGGGUACGGCGGGGGGUCCGCCUCCUUCCGCGGCUGCUGCUGCUGCCUCUUCCUGCUGCUCACCUUCCUGGCGCUCCUCGCCCUGGCCAUCGCGCUCGUCGUCGUGCUCGUGGUGAAGCCCCGCAAGCCGCAGUUCGACCUCGACCAGGUGUCCGUGCAGUACCUCCUCGUGGCCUCGCCGACGUCCCCGGCCGGCCUGCCCCCCGCGACCCCGGGCGCCGCCUACAUCUCCCUCAACAUCACGCUGCUCUUCACCGCCCAGAACCCCAACAAGGUGGGCAUCCGGUACGGCGCCACCAAGUUCGACGUCAUGUACCACGGGGUGCCGCUCGGGGUGGCGGCGGUGCCCGGGUUCGAGCAGCCCGCGCACAGCACCCGCCUGCUCCAGACCCGCGUCAUUGUCGACCGCUUCAACGUGCUCCAGGCCGACGCGCAGGACCUCAUCCGCGACGCCGCGAUCAACGACCGCGUCGAGCUCCGCAUCACCGGCGACGUCGGCGCGAAGAUCCUCGUGCUCGGCUUCUCCUCCCCAAAAGUGCAGGUGUCGGUGGAUUGCGCAAUCGCCAUCAGCCCGAGGAGCCAGUCGCUGAAAUACAAGCAGUGUGGCGUGGACGGGAUAAGCGUGUAGUGUAGGAACCCCAAGCCGCCGCCGCCGCCGCAGAAGCUGUAUUGCAGUGGAGAAGUGGGUGGAUCUGUGCGUCGAUUCUAAUUUCCCUAAUUUGUGGGGUUUGAUUUCCUUCUUGUGCUUAGGUGGUAAAUUUUGAGCACUUACUUUUGGAGGAGGCCACUGAUUCUGUGAAUUAUUGCUGCUUGCAAUCAGCAAUCAGUAGGUAUCAGUAUGACCACGGUUAUACAUCCAUCGAUCGCCGUGAACAAUUGCUUAGGAGCUAAGGGAAGUGGUGGGCGUCGGUUCGUCUGUGGUUGUCUUGUUUCGUUUCGUUUCGGAGUUGUGGGUCUGCGCUGUCUGCCAUGUCCUUGUCUGGCGGCUAAUCUUGUUCACUUCAUCAGUUC
Zea mays is the source of this 1251-nucleotide messenger RNA. Its product is annotated as harpin-induced protein. Gene Ontology annotation, biological process: defense response to other organism. NCBI's taxonomy places the organism in Eukaryota, Viridiplantae, Streptophyta, Magnoliopsida, Poales, Poaceae. The transcript is spliced from 2 exons. Gene Ontology annotation, cellular component: plasma membrane. The record is from RefSeq and is marked provisional. The coding region runs from base 149 to 868 and encodes 239 amino acids.